Messenger RNA from Ostreobium quekettii, 357 nucleotides. NCBI's taxonomy places the organism in Eukaryota, Viridiplantae, Chlorophyta, Ulvophyceae, Bryopsidales, Ostreobiaceae. The record is from the annotation of a GenBank genome assembly.
AUGGGCGUGAUGCGCCCGGAGCUGGUGAUGAAAUCCAUUGUCCCAGUUGUCAUGGCUGGUAUUCUGGGUAUCUAUGGCCUCAUUAUCGCCGUCAUCAUCAGCACAGGAAUUGAUGAAACGACCUACACCCUGUUCAAGGGGUAUGCUCACCUUGGAUCUGGUCUGUCCUGCGGACUUGCUGGCCUGGGUGCUGGCAUGGCCAUCGGCAUUGUUGGGGAUGCAGGCGUGAGGGCUAACGCUCAGCAGCCAAGGCUAUUUGUGGCCAUGAUCCUUAUCCUCAUUUUCGCGGAAGCCCUGGCACUCUAUGGACUGAUUGUGGGUAUUAUUCUUGCCCAGAAGGCCAGCUCUGGCUCCUAG